GUGGGUCGGGGCGUCUCGCACGUGUUGGGUGGUGAGGUUAUGGAAUUAAGGCAGACAGACACUAGAAGGACCACCAGAGGCAAGGUCUGGGUCGUGUCGGUCAAGUACUGCUUUUAUUUGCUGGCUUGAUUUCUUAGUCCAGAGCGCCAACCUUGCUAAACUUUGCAAGAGGAUAGAAUAUGUUCUACCAGUCAUUUGUAACGCGUUCCAAAGUGCUAGUACAAAACGUUAGCACAAAUCUGAAUACUGAAAUUAAGUGACACUCUAGAAGGCCGUCAUUAUGUGAUAACUGUUGGGAUGGCAAUCUGGGUUUUCAGCCCGAUUGUACAGUUACUAGAACUAGGCCGGAUGUUAGAUAAGAUCCUCGGUCCCCAAGUAGUUACUCGGGAUUUCAACUAAGAAUGGGGGCAAGAGUCCCGAGAUGUGUAAGAACCCAUCUUCCUCGUUGCAUAAGACAGGAGGCGCAAACCGCGAAAAAAAAAAAAAGAAAAUGUGGGCUGAGGUAUUGUUGCAAAAACCGUAAUCAAACAAACUUCCACAAAGUAGUACAGAGGAGUAAAAUGAUGCAAAAAUGAGAAAGUUAACUUGUCUUUAGCUGGCACUUCAGAUCUCCAAGUACAAGUGAAAACCAAUUAACAGCAAAAGACCACAAACAGGUGAAACUACUUUUUACAUAAUUUAGUGGUUAGUGUGAAAUGGAACAUUUUGAUUGGUUAACAAGACAUUUGUUCUAAGGGCCACUGAGGGAGCGCAAGCAGAACCUUAUUUACAUGGACUCCGCCCCUCUAUGACGACACUGUUGGAUAUUAACCAAUAAAAACGUAAUACUGUGCUAGUCUUCAUUUGCAUACAGGCUCUAUAAGUAGCGCGUAACCAGCCUGCUUCGGUGUAGUCGGGAUCACUUCUACUGGCGUGUGGGGAUUCUCCUGUGUGAAGAUGCCGGAUCCAGCGAAAUCUGCUCCUGCUCCUAAGAAAGGUUCUAAAAAGGCUGUCACGAAAGUGCAGAAGAAAGACGGUAAGAAGCGCAAGCGCAGCCGGAAGGAGAGCUAUUCUGUUUAUGUAUAUAAAGUGCUGAAGCAGGUUCAUCCAGACACCGGCAUUUCUUCGAAGGCCAUGGGCAUUAUGAACUCCUUCGUGAACGACAUCUUCGAGCGCAUCGCGGGCGAAGCGUCGCGCCUGGCGCAUUACAACAAGCGCUCGACUAUCACGUCCCGGGAGAUCCAGACGGCUGUGCGCCUGCUGCUGCCCGGCGAGUUAGCCAAGCACGCCGUGUCGGAAGGCACCAAGGCGGUCACCAAGUACACCAGUUCGAAGUAAGCGUGCACGAGACGAACUAGAACAUCUAUUUUACCCCAAAGGCUCUUUUCAGAGCCACUUAAAUUAUCGGGGAAAGUGGCUGUAAACACUUGAUAAAAGGUGGGUUUAAUUGUUGGUUGGGUAGGGUGGGCCCAUGAUCACGAGUGCUUUUAGACUUGGGGCUAGAUUGGGACAGUGAUUGAAUGGUUGCCCUGUUAAAAUCUAGGACCUCCCAUGGUCCAGUGGUGCCACCUAGUGGUAUGUGUCAUGUCGCUGGUAACAAGUGAUUGGUCCUUAAGGUGGUUCCUACCUAGUCUGAGUCUUCAAUGGGAGCUUAGGUACGGAGGAGCGGGGAAGGGCUGUCUCUUAUUAAACUAGUAA
This is a messenger RNA of Lagenorhynchus albirostris (white-beaked dolphin), 1677 nucleotides long. RefSeq names its product histone H2B type 2-F. The record is from RefSeq and is a predicted model, not a curated record. Bases 937 to 1317 code for a protein of 126 amino acids. Gene Ontology annotation, molecular function: DNA binding; structural constituent of chromatin; protein heterodimerization activity. The transcript has a single exon. Lineage: Eukaryota; Metazoa; Chordata; Mammalia; Artiodactyla; Delphinidae. Gene Ontology annotation, cellular component: nucleosome.